UACCCAUCUCUAGCCAAAUUUAUAGUUUCCUGCUAAAUAUACAGACAGUGAAGCAUCAUAUCAUAAUAACUUGGCCUGCUUAGUUUUCUUUUUUCUAAGAGAUAAUGGGUAGUCUCGUGCUUCUCAAGAAGUUCACCAUCUUUCUGCUCAUUUCUCUGUCACUUUUCACUGCUACUUUUGCAGGUCGAAGAACAAAGUUUGUCAGUAAGUUGCCUGCAGAUGUGGAUGUUCAAGAAGAGGAGGUGGGAAAGGAGGAAGAGAGCGUGAUGCACGAGAGGCUGCUGAGGGCAAAUACAAGAGACUAUGGAAGAUACGAUCCUUCUCCAACUCUUUCUAAGCCUCCUUCCAAGCUCAUUCCUAAUAGUAAUUAAUUACUUGACCUCUCUCUUCAUAUAAAUAUAGAGAGGGAGGGAGGGAGGGAGGGAGGGAGGGUUAUGAUGGGAUCAUACCAAUAUAUAUAUA
Neltuma alba is the source of this 462-nucleotide messenger RNA. Its product is annotated as protein CASPARIAN STRIP INTEGRITY FACTOR 1-like. The transcript is spliced from 3 exons. Lineage: Eukaryota; Viridiplantae; Streptophyta; Magnoliopsida; Fabales; Fabaceae. The record is from RefSeq and is a predicted model, not a curated record. Bases 105 to 371 code for a protein of 88 amino acids.